Lagenorhynchus albirostris (white-beaked dolphin) is the source of this 5450-nucleotide messenger RNA. It is a transcript of the gene ZNF592, whose product is annotated as zinc finger protein 592. The transcript has 9 exons. The coding region runs from base 716 to 4573 and encodes 1285 amino acids. NCBI's taxonomy places the organism in Eukaryota, Metazoa, Chordata, Mammalia, Artiodactyla, Delphinidae. The record is from RefSeq and is a predicted model, not a curated record.
UCUUUCGUAGGGCCUUGGGUUUCCUCCUUUGCAGUAGUUUUUGUAGCUCUGCUUCUACAGAUCAUGAAGGAAACAGGUGGAUUUUCUUUCCUUUGUGUAUUAAGUUAAAAUAAAAUUUAGGGCUUCUCUAAAACUAUUCUCUGGCAAGUUUGAUAACUGUGUGUUUCUUUGAGAGUCACCCUGUCCCUCAGGUUUAGUGAUCCAUUCACCAACCAAUAACAGAUUUGGGGGGAAAAUUAAGGAAUCAAGCAGACACUGACUAGAGAAAAAAAUACCUAGGGGAUGACAUAAUCUGUUAGAGUUUGUUUAAUCCUGGCAGUGGUAAAUCAUUUUGGAUUUGCUUGGAUUCAUGCAGCAAAAAACCAAGUUAUACAAAGUUAAUGAUUAAUUACUAAGUAAAUUAGCAGAAGUUAUAGCCAAGUCUCAUAUGAAUCAGAAGUUUUCUAAAGAACGGAGGUGCUGAGCCAUGCUUUUUUUUUUUAAAAGGGCUGAGUGAUUGGUUUUUUGCUAAUGCUUAUGAUCAUCGAGUGAUGAUAUUCUCUGAGAAAUUGAGGGAGUGUGGUGUGAGUGUACCCUCUUUUUGGCUCUGGAGUGUGGUGUGAGUGUACCCUCUUUUUGGCUCUGCAACCAACCAGGAAUUUCAAGGUAUUAAUGUGUAGAGCCUGCCAGGCAGACUUGUCACUACAUACUAACUUUUCUUUCCACUCCUCCCCCAAUGUCCCCAGCAUUUUGGAAACCUGUUGGGGUAAAACUCAGCCCUUGCCAGCAUCCAGCCAUGGGGGAUAUGAAAACUCCAGAUUUUGAUGACCUUCUGGCUGCCUUUGACAUCCCAGACCCCACCAGCCUUGAUGCCAAGGAGGCCAUCCAGACCCCCAGUGAGGAGAAUGAGAGUCCCCUCAAACCUCCAGGCAUGUGUAUGGAUGAGAAUGUGUCCUUGUCUCACUCAGGAUCAGCCUCAGAUGUGCCAGCCGUGAGUGUCAUCGUCAAGAACACCAGCCGCCAGGAGUCAUUUGAAGCGGAGAAAGACCACGUCGCUCCCAGCCUCCUACACAAUGGAUUCCGGGGCUCGGACCUGCCUCCGGAUCCCCACAACCUAGGCCACAACUGUGGGAAGUUUGAUUCCACUUUCAUGAAUGGAGAUAGUACCAGGAGUUUCCCCGGCAAGCUGGAACCUUCCAAGUCAGAGCCCUUACCAACCUUUAACCAGUUCAGUCCAAUCUCCAGCCCCGAACCCGAGGAUGCCAUCAAAGAUAAUGGGUUUGGGAUAAAGCCCAAGCACGCUGACAGUUACUUCCCACCCCCUCCUGGGUGUGAGUCUGUGGGGGGCCCGGUCCUGGAGGCUCUGACUAAGUUUCCAGUCCCAGAGCUGCAUAUGUUUGAUCACUUUUGUAAGAAAGAGCCCAAGCCAGAACCCCUGCCCCUGGGGAGUCAGCAGGAGCACGAGCAAGGUGGGCAGAAGGCAGUGGAACCUCACAAGGAGCUGGAUACCAGUCGAUUCUUUGGGGAAGCUUUGGAGUUCAACAGCCACCCCGGCCACAGUAUCGGAGAGCCUAAGGGGCUUGCCUCGGAGCUAGGUACCUGCUCGUCAGUGCCCCCUAGGCAGCGUCUUAAGCCAGCUCAUUCCAAGCUGUCCUCUUGUGUUGCAGCCUUGGUGGCCCUGCAGGCUAAACGAGUGGCCAGUGUCACCAAGGAGGAUCAGCCUACCCACACAAAGGAUCCCUCAGGGCCCACAAAAGAGGGCUCCAAAGGCAGCCCCAAAAUGCCCAAGUCACCAAAGAGUCCCCGGAGCCCUCUGGAGGCCACUAGAAAAAGUAUCAAGCCAUCAGACAGCCCUCGGAGCAUCUGCAGUGACAGCAGCAGCAAAGGCUCCCCUUCUGUGGCUGCCAGCUCCCCACCAGCAAUUCCCAAAGUCAGAAUCAAAACCAUUAAGACAUCAUCAGGGGAAAUCAAACGGACUGUCACAAGGAUCCUACCAGACCCUGACGAUCCCAGUAAGUCCCCUGCUGGGUCACCUCUAGGAAGCGCCAUUGCUGAGGCCCCGAGCGAGGUGCAGGAGGAUGAGGUCACUGCCCUGUCUGGGGCGGAGCACUUUCUUGAGGUGGGCACAAAUUCAGGGAGCCCUCAGGGUGACAGGAAGGGGGAUGAGAGCAUGACAAAAGCCAGUGAAUCUUCAACUUCCUGCUGCAGCUCUGGGUCCCGGGGCCCAAAGGGGGCUGCCUCGGGCUCACAGAUGGGCAAGAAGCAGCAGCAGAGCACAGCACUGCAGGCAUCCACCCUGGCCCCUGCCAACCUCCUGCCCAAAGCCGUGCACCUGGCCAACCUGAAUCUGGUCCCCCACAGUGUGGCCGCGUCCGUGACGGCCAAGUCCUCAGCACAGAGGCGGAGCCAGCCACAGCUCACGCAGAUGUCGGUGCCCCUGGUCCACCAGGUGAAAAAGGCCGCCCCACUGGUUGUGGAGGUCUUCAACAAGGUCCUCCACAGCUCCAACCCCGUGCCCCUCUACGCGCCAAAUCUCAGCCCGCCUGCGGACAGCAGGAUCCACGUGCCGGCCAGUGGGUACUGCUGCCUGGAGUGUGGGGAUGCGUUUGCCUUAGAGAAGAGCCUGAGCCAGCACUACGGCCGGCGGAGCGUCCACAUCGAGGUGCUGUGCACACUGUGCUCCCAGACGCUGCUCUUCUUCAACAAGUGCAGCCUGCUCCGGCAUGCCCGUGACCACAAGAGCAAGGGUCUCGUCAUGCAGUGCUCUCAGCUGCUUGUGAAGCCCAUCUCUGCGGACCAAAUGUUCGUGUCGGCCCCCACGAACUCCACGGCAUCAGCAACCCCGGCUCCCCCCUCCUCCCCCAAACACGGCCUCACUUCAAGCAGUGCCAGCCCCCCACUCCCAGCUUUGCCGCUCUACCCAGACCCUGUGAGGCUCAUCCGGCACAGUAUCAAGUGUCUCGAAUGUCACAAGCAGAUGCGAGACUACAUGGCUAUGGCUGCACAUUUCCAGAGGAUGACGGAGGAAACCGAGGGGCUGACUUGCCAGGUGUGCCAGAUGCUGCUGCCCAACCAGUGCAGUUUCUGUGCCCACCAGCGGAUCCACGCCCACAAGUCCCCCUACUGUUGUCCGGAGUGUGGAGCCCUCUGUCGCUCUGCCUACUUCCAGACGCAUGUAAAGGAGAAUUGCCUGCACUAUGCCCGCAAGGUGGGCUACAGGUGCAUCCACUGUGGGGUAGUCCACUUGACCUUGGCCUUGCUGAAAAGCCACAUCCAGGAGCGACACUGCCAGGUUUUCCACAAAUGUGCAUUCUGCCCCAUGGCCUUCAAGACUGCCAGUAGCACCGCGGACCACAGCGCCACCCAGCAUCCCACCCAGCCCCACAGACCCUCCCAGCUCAUUUAUAAGUGCUCCUGUGAAAUGGUCUUCAACAAGAAGAGGCACAUUCAGCAGCAUUUUUACCAGAAUGCCAGUAAGGCGCAGGUGGGCGUCUUCAAGUGCCCUGAGUGCCCGCUCUUGUUCCUGCAGAAGCCAGAGUUGAUGCAACAUGUCAAGAGCACCCACGGUGUUCCCCGAAACGUGGACGAGCUGUCAAGCCUCCAGUCUUCAGCAGACACAUCUUCAAGCCGCCCUGGCUCUCGAGUUCCCACUGAACCCCCAGCCACUAAUGUGGCUGCUCGGGGCAGCUCCCUGCCCUCUAGUCGCUGGGGCAGGCCAGAAGCCCAUCGCAGGGGUGAGGCCAGGCCCCGGCUGAGGAACACUGGCUGGACCUGCCAGGAGUGCCAGGAGUGGGUUCCUGAUCGGGAGAGCUAUGUGUCCCACAUGAAAAAGAGCCAUGGUCGGACGUUGAAGCGGUACCCAUGUCGGCAGUGUGAACAGUCCUUCCAUACCCCCAACAGCCUGCGCAAACACAUCCGCAACAACCACGACACAGUAAAGAAAGUCUACACUUGUGGGUAUUGCACAGAGGACAGCCCCAGCUUUCCUCGGCCCUCCCUCCUGGAGAGCCACAUCAGCCUUAUGCAUGGUAUCAGAAACCCUGAUUUGAGCCAGACGUCCAAAGUCAGACCUUCGGGCGGACAUUCCCCUCAGGUGAACCAUCUGAAAAGACCAGUCAGCAGAGCAGGGGAUGCUCCAGACACCAGCAAUGGCGCGACUGUCUCUUCCACCAAAAGGCACAAGUCCCUUUUCCAGUGUGCGAAAUGUAGCUUUGCCACAGACUCAGGGCUCGAGUUUCAGAGCCACAUACCUCAGCACCAGAAGGACAGCUCCACAGCCCAGUGUCUCCUCUGUGGCUUGUGCUACACCUCUGCCAGCUCCCUCAGCCGCCACCUCUUCAUCGUCCACAAGGUGAGAGACCAGGAGGAGGAAGAGGCAGAGGCGGCAGAGCCAGAGGAGGGCUCUGGGGAGGAGGUGUCCGUGGAGACCAGGGAGAACGGACUGGAAGAGUGUGCGGAGGAGCCUCUGUUGGGUGACUCAGAGGCCAGGAGGUCACUGGGCCUGGCCCCUGACGAGGAUGGUGCCCAAGAUGCUCAGAGUCAACCACAGGCCUCUCAGGACCGGGACAGCCACACACCAUCCCCACAGGUGUGACUGGAAGCUUUGCAGUGCGCAGUCGGGUGGUGCCGUGGUGUCCUCCGCCUGCCACGCGGACAGUGGGAAAGAGAAGGCUCCACCCCGGUGUGAGUGUGGCUGGCUGGGCCCUGGAGCAGUGUCUGCCCUGAGCUGCUGGGGGCUGGGUGUCCCCCAGCCCCAGGAGAUGGCGGGGUCAUCCAGGACCCUCACAGCUCUGAAUUUGCUUCUGUUAUUUAUGGCUUUGUGCUGCUUCCUGGUACCCCAACUUUUGUCUGCGUCCUUCCAGCCCCAGGCUGCUUAAGUGGCCCAACCCCGAUGCUGUCACCUCAGCUAGAAACCCCUCAGCAGCUGUGCUCUUCUGGGAGGCUCCCCGCUCGCUGCCUUCAGCCAGGGGCUCCUGACAGCAGCUCUCUUUCUUGCCACUGGAGCCUGAGAAGGGGGAUGAGGGUGCUGGUGCAGUCCCUCUCAGAGAGCUCGCCCAGCCUGGCUUGCAGAGGGCCCUUGGUCACCAUGCCGUUCCUUUCUGUCUUCUCUGAUUCGUUCCCCAAAAAAGAGUCCUGGAGAAUUAAUUGUCACACUGGCCCAUCCUGUCUGUGUGGGGGGAGAAACUUCUGCAGCACACCUCUGUCUGGAACCCGGGAGAGCAGGAAACGCAGCCAAGUCAGGCAGGCACCGAGAGGCAGACCCCCUUCAGAAGGAGCUGUGCGUCCUUGUUCUGCUGCUGUUCUGCCUUUCCUGACGAGCGGGGUUUGGGGCACAGAGACACUGGGAUAUUUGUACUCUUGCUCCUGUGCCAUUAGAGAGGCUGCUGCCCCAGGCAGGCCAGCCCCUCCUCCUCUCGGCUGCACCCGUGUUGCUCAGACUAUAUUUCAAAUAAAAAAAUCUUCUUACCAUG